Messenger RNA from Capsella rubella, 1579 nucleotides. Its product is annotated as serine/arginine-rich splicing factor RS41. The coding region runs from base 412 to 1320 and encodes 302 amino acids. Gene Ontology annotation, cellular component: nuclear speck. Gene Ontology annotation, molecular function: RNA binding. NCBI's taxonomy places the organism in Eukaryota, Viridiplantae, Streptophyta, Magnoliopsida, Brassicales, Brassicaceae. The transcript is spliced from 6 exons. The record is from RefSeq and is a predicted model, not a curated record. Gene Ontology annotation, biological process: mRNA splicing, via spliceosome.
UCUUCUGCGGGAACUUUGAGUAUGAUGCUCGUGAGAGUGAUCUUGAGCGGCUUUUCAGGAAAUAUGGCAAGGUCGAGAGGGUUGAUAUGAAAUCUGGAUUUAUUUCGAUCUUGGGAUGCCCAUUCUCCCACCCAGCCCAUUGAUGGACCAUAUGGAUAAUCCAUUUCCUGCCCGAAUGAGUCUCCUCAUCCGCGCAAUGGCACUACGUUCCCAUAAACUCGACUUAGUUGCAUUUCAUUCCUCUUGACUUUUCUACUCUUGGACAUGCCUCUUUGAUAGAAUCAUCAUACCAAACUCUCACAGCAGAGGCAGCAAACCAUAUGGAGAAUGCACCACCACAUUUCUGUUCACAAUUCCGUCUGAUCAUCCUCCUCAUUUUCAGUUGUUCUUCUUUGACAUAUUAAUUCCGUAAUGCAAGGGUUUGCUUUUGUCUAUAUGGAAGACGAGAGAGAUGCUGAAGAUGCCAUCAGAGCGCUUGAUCGCUAUGAAUUUGGCCGCACGGGACGCAGACUCCGUGUUGAGUGGACAAAGAAUGAUCGUGGAGCUGCUGGAAGACCAGGUGGUUCAAGGAGAUCAUCGUCUGGCAUGAGACCGUCCAAGACUCUUUUUGUGAUCAACUUUGAUGCACAGAGCACUAGGACUCGGGACUUGGAGAGACACUUUGAGCCAUAUGGAAAAAUCGUAAAUGUUAGAAUCAGAAGGAAUUUUGCGUUUAUCCAAUAUGAGUCUCAAGAAGAUGCCACCAGAGCACUGGAUGCUACAAAUUCAAGUAAGCUGAUGGAUAAUGUGAUCUCAGUGGAGUAUGCAAUGAAAGAUGAUGAUGCGAGAGGGAAUGGAUACAGUCCUGAAAGACGGCGUGAUAGGUCACCUGAUAGGAGAAGGCGGUCACCGAGUCCUUACAGGAGAGAAAGGGGAAGUCCUGACUAUGGCCGAGGUGCUAGUCCAGUAGCUCACAGGAGGGAAAGGACUAGUCCUGAUUAUGGUCGCGGACGACGCAGCCCGAGCCCUUACAAGAGAGCCAGACUUAGCCCUGAUUACAAGAGGGAUGACCGUAGGAGGGAGAGGGUGGCUAGCCCAGAGAAUGGAGCUGUGAGGAACCGAAGUCCAAAAAAGGAACGUGGUGAAAGCAGGAGCCCUCCUCCAUAUGAGAAGAGGAGGGAGAGAUCGAGGUCAAGGUCAAGGUCGAAGUCCAGCCCUGAGAAUGGUCAAGUUGAAAGCCCUGGACAAAUUAUGGAAGAAGAACCAGGAAGAGGAUAUGAUGGUGCAGAAAGCCCGAUACGCGAGAGCAGCCCCUCUCGUUCGCCCCCAGCAGAGGAAUGAUUGGAUCCACCAAACAGAUGAUUGUGUCAGAUUCUCAAACAAAAAAUGUCACUCAAAGCAGCCGUAUCUGAACUGAAGUCUUUGCUAUGUCAUGCUUAGUUAUUUUAGUGUCUUCUUUUUGAGUCUUUGUUCAAGUGCUUUUGUAAACUUAUUUAUUUUGACUCAUACAAUUCGCUUAUUGUUGUAGUAUUGUUAAAAGCUACUCCUCUAGUUGGGAUUACAUUUAUCUGACUUUAUUAGAAUCUCUCAUUUAAAAAUA